Molecule: messenger RNA, 6444 nt
Organism: Cloeon dipterum
Lineage: Eukaryota; Metazoa; Arthropoda; Insecta; Ephemeroptera; Baetidae
Gene: jp
Product: junctophilin
Exons: 9
Coding region: 315-2873 (852 amino acids)
Cellular component (GO): endoplasmic reticulum membrane; plasma membrane; junctional membrane complex
Source: RefSeq, a predicted model, not a curated record
UGGGUCCGGUCCACAGCGAGCGAGCCUGGCUGGCGAGCAGCAGCAGCGCAGUCAGUGCAUUGGCUGCCGCCGUCGGCCGAGGGCCAGACCCGUCGUUCGUGGGCCGCGCCGGACAGCAAGCAGGGCGACCGACUGGGGCCCGCGACAUGGCCGCGGCGUGUCGCGCGUGACCCCGCAGUGAUGGUGACUUAGGACACACGACAGCAGCAGCAGCAGCAGACCCACGCACGCACACGAUUAUAGUGUUAACGACCAGCAGCGGCCGCCGCUCCUCUGACGCACUAGACGGCGGCCAGCAACAGCCACCAGCAGGCAUGCAGAACCAGACGGCGGCGGCGGCCACGGCGCAGGCCACGCCGGCCACCGGCGUGCAAGCGCCUAAAGGCAUCAACGGCGGACGCUUCGACUUCGAUGACGGCGGCACCUACUGCGGUGGCUGGGAGGACGGCAAGGCGCACGGCCACGGCGUCUGCACCGGCCCCAAGGGCCAGGGUGCCUACUCCGGCUCCUGGCACUUCGGCUUCGAGGUCUCCGGAGUGUAUAUGUGGCCCAGCGGCAGCACAUUCGAAGGCCAAUGGCAGAACGGCAAACGACACGGUUUGGGAGUAGAGACUCGGGGGCGGUGGUUGUACCGGGGCGAGUGGACGCAGGGCUUCAAGGGUCGCUACGGUGUGCGGCAGUCGGCCACUUCGAACGCCAAAUAUGAGGGCACCUGGGCCAAUGGACUGCAGGACGGCUAUGGCUCAGAGACCUACGCGGACGGUGGUACCUUCCAGGGCCAGUGGUUGCGUGGCAUGCGGCACGGGUACGGCGUGCGGGCGAGCGCCCCCUUCGGCCUCGCCUCGCACUACCGGCCCACCAAGCAGCUCAGGGCGUCGAUGACCUCGCUUCGAAGCGACUCGGGCGCCGGCGGUGGCGCCGCCGACCCUGCCGCCGAACGAGACCGACGGGUCGACGACUCGAGAGGCGGUUUCGUGCUCAAAGCCAGGAGUGACGACCCGCCCGUCAGAAGAAGAUCCCUCGUCGAGUCGUCCAAGAACUUGAAAAAGUCCAUUCUACAGGGUCUGAAAAUGAGGAAGCAGAGGUCAACCGGCGACCUGGAGAAGCGGGGCACCUCGGCCAGUUUGAGAUCAACAGGCUCGAGUGCCUCCUGGGUGAGCACGGACUCGGCCCACUCGGCGGUUACUGCUGGUUCGGUACAUACAGACUCGAAUGCGAGCUUUGUAGUAGAGGACGAGCAAAUGGACACGAACGUUACUGAAACGUACAUGGGCGAGUGGAAGAACGACAAGCGCAGCGGGUUCGGCAUCAGCGAGCGCUCGGACGGGCUCAAGUACGAGGGCGAGUGGUUCAACAACAAGAAGUACGGCUAUGGCGUGACCACCCUGAAGGACGGCUCCAGGGAGGAGGGCAAGUACAAGAACAACGUGCUCAUCACCUCGCACAAAAAGAAGCACCUCUUCCUCAUCCGCUCGGCCAAGUUCCGCGAGCGCAUCGACGCGGCAGUCAACGCCGCGCAGAGGGCGUCCAAGAUCGCCCUCCAAAAAGCAGACAUUGCCAUUUCGAGGACUGCGACAGCUAGAGGAAAGGCUGAACUUGCGGACAUGGCCGCAGAACACGCCAGAGAAGACUCAGACAUUGCCAGAGCGACGGCCAAACAGUUUGCCCCUGACUUCCAGCAGCCAGGGUUGGACAAACUGCGGCAGCUGCCGAAGUACCGGCCGACGAUCGAGCCGAUCCCGACCAAAGCGCAGCUGCAGCAGCAGAUGCAGUUGCAGGAGCAGCAGCAGGAGCUGCAGGCGAAAGUGGCGUCGGCGGUUCCAGCUACGUUGCAGGCGCCGCAGCACCAGGCGACACCGCCGCGGCCCGUGCCCUCGGCUGCGGCGCCUCCACCGCCGGCCGCCUACCAGCCGCAGUACACACCGCAACCGCCAGCGCCACCGCGUGCGCCGUCGAUACCACCGGAAGCGGCGGCGUACAAGCCGGUCGGCCUGGAGAACGGCGAGCUGGGCCCGGCCAAGGCGUCGUUGGCGCCGGCCGUCGGCCUUCGGCGAGGCGGCACGGCCCGCGAGGUGGCCGGUGGGGGUGGCGGCGGUGGUCCCGGCGGCGACAACCCGGCCUACAGUUUCCAGCAAGCGAUGAGUGAUCACUUCGACCAUUACAAGCGCGCGCCGAGUAGAGACAGUUCCGUGGACCGGUACACCAGGGCGACCCGGAUGUCGCGGCAGCCGUCGGCCGAGGCGCCGUCGAUCGCGGCGGCCGCCUCACUGGCAGCCGCCGCCGGCGCCACCGCAGGCAGUGCCACCCCGCUGCGGGGCCGCACCCCAUUUGGCCGCGAGGGCAGCGUCGAGCCCUCGAACAAGCGUGUGUUAAUGUCGCAGGCCUCGACUGAAAAGGUGCCCCCGCCCCCGCAGCCGAGCAACGGCUCAGUGAUCGGUGGUGACCAGUUUGGCGUGCAGCCGCCCUUCGAGGACAUCAUCAUGAAGAAGAAAUCGCUCGGCCAGGACAUCAUCCCCUCGCUGGCCAACCCCAAGCGUACCGAGAGCUUGUUCGUCAACGUCAACAGGAAAGAGCCGCCCGUCAAGAAUAUUCCUGUAGCAACGCCUGUGCAACGCAAAAAGUCCCUUCCUGAUGUGCAGACGUUACCCCGCCACGCGGAGCCUAUGUCCAGAGAGGAGGCCUCGGUUCUUAGCUCGAUGCAACGAGAAACUGUCAGGAGACGCAUGGAGGAGGACGAAAAAUUGAAGGCGAAUCCCCUUCUUUGGCUAGUCAGUCCGCACGUUAAGGACUGGUUUUCACGUCAGCAGUUGGUGUUUUUGGUUCUAUUCAUCAACAUCUCGCUGGCCAUCAUGUUCUUCAAGCUGCUGACAUAAUAAGAGCGGCCGCAACCGCUCGAGGUAGAGAAAAGAACCGCAUUCCGCCCGAAGAGAACCCCGUGUCGCUAGCAUCGGGUGAAUCAGUUGGAACAGAACUCUUGUUGUUUGAUAUUGUAAUAUGCAAUUGAAAAAGAAAGCAGUAUGCAACCUGCGGUCCAGCAGCUCCGGUCGGCUGAUUUGCCGGAAGAAAAAAUCUUUCGGCAAAUAAGCACAAAGCAGAAGCCUCGGAGAGACGAAAUAUAUGAAAACUGGACUGAUAAAGACACAUCACUCUCCUGAUAGAUUUUGUUACUUGAUUGAUGAAUUGAGAAGAAACAGCUUUUGACACAAAAACAAGAUGAUGAGUUAAAUCUUAGUCACGAGUCGACCUUUUAUUGUUUGUAGCGCACUCCGUGUGUGAGCAUCCCGUGUGAAUCACGCAUCAUGUAUGGUAAACUUUACUUUUUGUCGACUCGCUCUCGACGGUCUCACGAGAAUCUGGCAAACUGCAGUGAUUUUUCCUUUAAUCGUACACUCUAUGUAGACUGUAGAGUAAAAUAGGAAAACUGUUGUUGACUAGUGUUGCAGUUUCUGGAAAAUUGCCGCGAGGAAAGUAGUGUUGAUUUUUACUGUUAGCGCGUCAGCGAUUUCUCUCUGGAGCGAGUCGCCGCACUAUUACAUUAAUGGGCCACUUGUUUGAACCUGCUGGAAUAUAUCGCGUCCAAAACGUUCAAGCCGGCGGAUCAUUGGUUCUCUCUUUAACGUCCCUCGUAGUGUUUUCUCACUUAAUUGUUAGUAGCAUUUUUUCUAAUUGGCACAAGUUUUUUAUUGUAAACUCAUGUUUGCGUUAGAAUGGAUGUGUGAUUAUCGAGAAGAUUAAUAUUUUAUGGCUGUGCAAGUUACACUCUCUCCCGAAUCCAGAGCUGGAUAUAUAUAUUGUGUUUAACAGCGAACGCACGCGAGUUCUUUAAAGUGUGGAAAACAGAACGGUGCGCAUACAAUACUUUUCAUAUCAUGAAAACCAAACUCAUUGUCAGAUAAACAAACACGCAGCAUGCUGACUUGAACAAAACAAAAACAAAAAUGCAAAACAGAAGAGUUCCACUUUGGCCCGAGGUUUCCUGUGUAUAAAUUGUUUCCAAAUUUGCGUGCCUUCUUAUAUUGUGGAUAAAAUUAUCGCUGGGGAUCUUUUUUGUAUUAUAUUCUGUGAAAUGGGACCUAAAAGUCUAACCGAGUGCGCGAAGAAGUGAGAGUUGAUCGAUUUAAAAUAUAAUAUAUAACUGAGACGACAAAAGCAGUGACGAAAAACCACAUCUACACACUCAUCUUUCCAUUAAAGGCUGCAUUUUGCACAAAAAUUUGUACACACACAAGUACGCAUCUAUAUAAGAUUAAUAAUACAUAGUGAGCACACAAUUACACACACCUGACGCUGAGAGUCGGAAGGGAUAUUCUGCUUCUUCUUCAAACCACUGACAAUAUAUAAGUGGAAAACAAAUUUGAAAUAAAAUCGUGAGAGAUAAUAAGAAACAGACAAAGUUUGUUUCUUUAGAAGAGAUCGAGUUGUUAGUCCCAGAAGAGUAGAAGUGAGAGUAUUUCUAGAUUGGCUUUCUCGUGUAUAAAAUUUAUUGAGAAACUUUGAAAAGGCUCAGAAUUUUCAACCCGAACUGAAGCUCGGACAGUGUAUAAAAAGAAACACACACAAACACGCGCGCACAAAACGCUGCAAAAGUUGAACUUUGCUGGGCGGACGAGCAAAUCUUUGUGAACAAACUUGAAUCAUUGGCUUUUGUGGACUUUCACUCCAUGACGGCGAUUUCAAAGCUGGACUGAUUUAUUCUACUACAAAAAAUACAUACUUGAAAAGAAUUAUAUGAUGCUUGUGACUCGGACCGUUUGCGCCCAAAAAUCCAGGUCCCGCUUGUUCCAAAUUAUUGUUGCGUGGCGCGAACCACCUGGGCUAGCUAGCUAGCUUGACAUUGCCUUUUUCAACUAUACAUUGAACAUUUGAUUGAGACAUGACACGAUAAAUAUAUAUGUAAAACGUACACAUAUUUAAACAGGGAGACACAAGAAAACGCGCAAGCAGAAGGAACUGUAAAAAUUGUACAUGUAUAUCUCGAAAAGAUGGAAAGAAAGCAGUCUAUUUGUAUAAUUAACUGACAGACGCAUGCCCGUGUAAAUAAUUAUUUAAUACAUAUAAUGUUAUAUAUUACGAGAUAUGAUUAACUGUAAUUGUAAAAUAAUUGAUUGUAUAUGCACUGAUUGAUUGUCCGUCAAUUUUCUAAAAGGCUUCUGGAGCAUCAACAACUGAUGAGUCUAUAUUGGUAUAAUUAAGGAAUUAUAAAAAAAAUGAGAAACGACAGUGAUACUGUUUUAACAAACAUACAAGUGCCAAGUAGAACGCAGCUGCAGACGUUACUCACGUUAUCAUUUCCCAAAGCAGUUUUCAUCCGAAAUAGCAGGCCAGUGGUUGAUUUGAUGACUCGCGCACGCUGUGGUGUUGGACAAGACCGCUCAAAAACACUUGAAUUUUGUGCAGCUAGUUUUUCGACUAGAAAAAAUAUGCUUUUGAACAACACGAAUCAGAGUUUUAGUAAGAAAGCUGGAGGCUGAAAACCUCAAUAAGAAAGUGAAUUUUACGGGUUUGGCAGGGCAAAGAAAAUAGCAAUUAUUACUAUGUCUCUUUUACAGUUGUUCUUUUUUCACCUCUUCAACAACAGACAACGAGCCAAUUGCUAUUUUUUUAGUCCUAACCGAAAAUUCGUCAACUCAGAUUUGAAUUGUUGAAAAGCAAGUUUUCAUUGCCAUACAAAAUAUUCAAGUUUUGUGCAAGUCUUGCCCAUGAAGGUCGUUUUUCAGUUUUUCACAGGUAGUAAGGCAGCUCGGCAUCUUGCCGUAGCAGUUUUCUUAUAAAAUAUUCUUUGGUACCACUUUUUUGUAAAGCGACCCAUAACUGUCCAUAUUAUAAUACACCCAAACUGUGUUGGCAUCAUUUUACUGUAUUGCUAAACCCAUUAAUUUACCAUUCCUCAUUUUUGUUCUAUCUACGACGAAACGGAAUUUGGUUGUCUUUUAAGUGUAUAUAUGAUCUGGCUGAUUGAAGAGGAAUGCUAACCAAUGUAUAGAAAUUUUGUAAGGACUCUCUUUUUAAAUUUUAAUCUCCCCGUGAACGCCUUCCUUCGAGUAAGAGUAAGCAAACUAAGAAUUAAAAAACGACAGCACACAUGUACAGCACAAGACCACCUAAAUUUUAAUAAUCCAGUCGGAAUGUUUCCCUCAAAAUCAUUUUCAGAUCCCGCACGCUCGAAUUUCUAGAAAAAUGAAAUGCAAAUCACAAAAAUAUACUGAUCGAGUUUUUGUAUUAAGCCUUUCUAGCAAUCUACGACAAAAUCUUAAAAAAAACUUCAACAAAAACGAUUUUUACACAUGGGUUUGUGUAAUGUUUCUGUAUCUAUAAUAUCUUCAUUUCAUGUUUGGGCCAAUGUUAUCUAGAAACUUCUUGCAUAGUUUACAGGCCAAGAUGCAACUUUGUUAAAUACUUCAUUUAUUAAAUUACAUCUGAUUGAUUGAAUAAUAAAAAACAAAA